Messenger RNA from Amoebophrya sp. A120, 2640 nucleotides. The record is from the annotation of a GenBank genome assembly. Lineage: Eukaryota; Dinophyceae; Syndiniales; Amoebophryaceae.
AGUAUAAGCAGGACCGCGACCUGAGACACGGAUUCAAAAACUAGUAGCUUAAACAGAUAAACAAGUAAUCCAAGCAGCUGCGACCACUACAGGAAGUAGAGUCGCCCCGUCUACUGCUACAAGGACGCUACAAAAAGCCAAAGAUUCUUCUGGCUGUAGAGGCCGCCACCAGAAGUUGAAAAAGUUUCUACAUCAAAAUCGGCUUUUGUUUACUCUACGUUUACCGACACCCCACGGGGCAACACUUGACUUCGGUUCACAAGGCAAAUUUUGACUUUCAAUUUACGAAGGCCGACCGGAACACGAUGACGAUGCACAGUCCACGCUGCGGGGCGCUCUUGCGCAUGUUAUUGGUGCUCCUGCAGUACGGUGCACUCGCAAGCGCGACCACGAUUACCUUCGAAGCAGGUGGGGCUGUUGCGUCGUCCCAGAAGAGCUUCAACUUUGAAUCCGGAACGAUGCAAGAAGUAUACGACUGGUUGUGCGAAGAAGCGGACAAUGACAAACGGAUAGGCAGUACGAAGCGGAAGAGCUACUACAUGCGGUACCGUUUAUUUCUCGGAACAGCCACCAUCACCCAUCAUUGCUCAGCAAAAGUUUUGCUGAGCACUGAUCGUGGCUGUGUACCGUGGAUGACAAUUCAGUAUCUGAGUAUCUUCGAUUACAGUAUGAGUGUUGCUUUCGUUUUUCGGGCUCGUGAUCUAUUUUCAGCCAGUAGCGUUUGUUGUAUUCUACUUUUCUGAUGGUACAGAAAUGAUACAUAUCUUUGCAACGCAGGGCUUCGAUCAGGGGCCAGCCGUUUUUAUUCGAUCAUCAGACUGGGAAGUUUUACAGCAUUAGGACCGACUUGAGCCGCACGAUCCAAAGCCACAUGAGCUCACACCUGGGGCUGUCGCGAGUGGUGGAGAAGUGGCAAAGGGAAGGAGAACUCGUGCGCGUCGUUGUGUACUUCACAUACUUACUUCCGAUAUUUGAUCGUCGUAUGUAAAUGCACAGGAGCAUCAAGCUGUAUUCAGGUGACCGGCAUUUUCUGUUGCACAAUUCAAGGAGUUUUCAACGAAAGUGGUGUGUCUCUAGCUGCAGGUAGUACAAGGAGGUCCCAGGCAUCGGAAAAAGUCAGAGUCGCACAGGUUUUCAUCUUGGGCCGACUGCGGGGUGGUGGUGCAUCAGCUCUACAAUCCUCUUCUACCUAUCUUCAAAUACAGGAACUUCGACAACGCUCGAGAGAUUACCUUCCAAGCAGGUGGAUAUUUUGCGUCCCAGAGAAGCUUCAACUUCGAAUCCGACACGAUGCAAAAGGUGUACAACUGGUUGUGCGAAGAAGCGGACAAAGCAAUGGGCAGUAACACGAAGCGGACGAGCUACUACAUGCGGUACCGUUUAUUUCUCGGAACAGCCACCAUCACGCAUCAGCCCUCAGCAAAAGUUUUGCUGAGCACUGACUGUGGCUGUGUGCCGUGGAUAAAAAUUCAGUAUCUGAGUAUCUUCGUUGACAGCAUGAGUGUUGCUUUCAUCGUUUUUUGGGCUCGUGAUCUAUUUUCAGCCAGUAGCGAGUGUCUUGUUGUACUUUUCUGAUGGUACAGAAAUGGCAAUAUAUAAAUAUUUUUGCAACUACGCAGGGCUUCGAUCGCGGGCCAGGAUUUUUUACUCGAUCAUCAGACUGGGAAGUUUUCCAGCAUUAGGACCGACUUGAGCCGCACGAUCCAAAGCCACAUGAACUCACACCCGGGGCUGUCGCGAGUGGUGGAGAAGUGGCAAAGCCAAGGAAAACUCGCCCCCGUGAUGGUGUACUUCGCAUACUUGCUUCCUCUAUCUGAUUGUCGUAUGUAAAUGCACAGGAGCAUCAAGCUGUAUUCAGGUGACCGGCAUUUAUUUUUGUUGCACAACCAUAAGGAGUUUUCAACGCAGGUGGUGUAUCUCUAGCUGCAGGUAGUAGAAGGAGGUCCUAGCGGGCAUCGGAAAAAGUAAGAGUCACAUAGGUGUAAUUCAUCUUGGGCCUACUGCGAGUUGGUGGUGCAUGAGCUCUACAAUCCUCUUCUACAUAUCUUCAAAUACAGGAGCUUCCACGACAUAGACGCUAUGUCGUCGCCUUAGAGGAACUUCGACGAUGGGAACUUCGACGAUGGGAACUUCGACUACAACUACGUGGAAGCGACGGAGAUUAGCCGCCAGGGCAGAGAUCUCGGGGAGAAAGUUGCACAACAGCGCGCAGGGGUGAGGAGAACCGACUGAAAUCUUGUAGCAAGGCAGUGCCGUCAGAUGCUGCCGAUUUCCAACAGUAGAGGGCUCUCCCUAGAAGUGGGUGACGCGACGCAUAACGCGACCGCUUCGAAGGGCGAGGUUGAGUGUCUCCGUGCGGAACGAAUCGGUCUUGCUAGGAGUUCGUUUCGUUUCUUCAACAAAACCCGCCGAUGCGCGAUCGAGGGAUAGUUGCUUGUAGAAGUUCAUAUCAGAGAACGAAUCAAGAGAACGGAAUUGGUGUUUUUGACUUUCAUUUUCAGCACAAAUCAUAGAAAAUGAUAGGUAAGUUGCUUUAUGAUUUUGCAUGAUUCUUGGCUCAGAUUCUCAAGAAAAUGCGCCAGAGGAAGAGGUCGUUGUUGAAUCGGACGAAGGAGGCAGCUGUAUCCGCCCCAACGUGCG